Messenger RNA from Nerophis lumbriciformis (worm pipefish), 1422 nucleotides. The record is from RefSeq and is a predicted model, not a curated record. NCBI's taxonomy places the organism in Eukaryota, Metazoa, Chordata, Actinopteri, Syngnathiformes, Syngnathidae.
AUGUCUGAAAGAUCCCAAAGCCCGGGUACGGAGUGUCAAAGUCGCCCGUAUGACUUCAGCCGGGCUUGCUCGCAGAUUUUGGGCCACGAGGGCCUCGGGGGUUCGCCCUUCCACCAGCUCCCCCUGCCAGAAGCGAGCGUGCUCUACAAGCAGUCCGCCUAUGGUGGCCUGCCGUCCGCCGCAGCUCAGAGCUUUUUCCCCUUCCCGGUGGGCGGCGGUGAUUACCGAGGUUCCGAGCUCCAGGCCGGGGAGUUCGGCCAGCCCAAACAUUGGUAUGCCUUCGCUCCGCCCGAGUACACCGGGCAGGUUCCCGGGAUGGCCGCGGCUAUGCAUCCCACUAACCUGAGCCCCCCCAUUGCCGAGACCCGCGAGCAAAUCAAACUCACCGAUAUCAAGACGGAAAAAGACACCGGGGACGAGUACCCGAGCGAGGUGAAGCUCCAACAUUACCCGCCGGCCUCAGCCGCCAUGCCUGGAGUCUUCUACUCCAGCCCCUGGAACCCGUCCUUUUGGCCAGGUAUCAGCCACCUCACGCCGCCCGGCAGCGGGGGGAGCAGCAACCAGAAUCCGUCGACGUCUUCCGCGUCUUCGCCGUCCAUGUCACCCUCGCCGCCCAGCAACGGCGUGCCGGCGAAUGCCUUCUUCGGCGCCAACCCUGCCCAGGGCGCCCCCGGGCCUCAAGGCCAGAACCCGGUCUCGUCUACGCGGAGCAGCGGCUCGUCCAGCGGCGGGUGUAGUGACUCGGAAGAGGAAAACCUCUCUACUGAAGAAUUGGAGCAGUUUGCCAAAGAACUUAAGCACAAACGCAUCACUCUGGGUUUCACUCAAGCUGAUGUUGGCCUUGCAUUAGGUAACCUUUAUGGUAAGAUGUUUAGCCAGACGACCAUUUGCCGCUUCGAGGCCCUCCAGUUGAGCUUCAAGAACAUGUGCAAGCUGAAGCCCCUCCUCCAGAGAUGGCUGAAUGAGGCCGAAACGUCGGAAAAUCCCCAGGAUAUGUACAAGAUCGAACGGGUAUUUGUGGACACCAGGAAGAGGAAACGGAGGACCAGCCUUGAAGGAGCCGUUCGCUCGGCUUUGGAGUCUUACUUUGUCAAGUGUCCAAAACCCAACACUCAAGAGAUCACGCACAUUUCAGAUGACUUGGGACUGGAGAGAGAUGUUGUCCGUGUGUGGUUCUGCAACCGGAGACAGAAGGGAAAGCGUUUGGCUCUCCCGCUGGAUGAAGAAUGUGACGGCCAGUACUAUGAGCAGAGCCCUUCGCCCCUCAACAUGGCUGCCUCCCCCGUACCCAGCCAGGGCUUUCCUCCGCCAGCUACCUAUCCCGGAGGCCCGCCGCCCACGCUUUAUAUGCCAGCGCUUCAUCGCCCUGACGUCCUGAAGCAAGCGCUGCACCCUGGACUGGUUGGUCACAUGACUGGAUAG